AUGUACUCUCCAUACGCCGACGCUCGGCAGCCCAACCACAACCAAACAACCACUAGAACUAGAAUCCAUAUGCCGGAGGCAUACCGGGCUCAGCAAGUCUUGAGCCCGGUGCCCAUCCGUGCUGAGGUGCACCACAGAGCGUACGUCGGUGGCUCGAUGCCUGGCGCGCCUCUCCUCGACGAGCAUCGCUACAGUGUUCCACAGCGCCCAAGAAACCCACGUUCUGUGUUGAUGAUACCCGCGACACCCCCGCAUGCGCUUGCACCACCGCACGGCCACCCUCCGCUCGGCGGUCCUGUGGUCGACUACCACAACUUCGAACAUCUCGGCGCACCGUACAACCAGAUCCAAGGCUACUCGGACUUCGCCAACGCUUUCCCUAUGGGCGCGAUGCCUGGUGGUUCUGGCUAUCAUGGAGGCGCUGCAGGCCCCAGCUCCGCGAUGGCGGGGCCGUCUAACGGCCAACUGUCCAACGGUUAUCAGUACGCGCCUGUCCACCAGUAUCAGCAUGGGAAUACCUUCCAGUCGACGCACUCGAGCACUUACGACCAGAGUGGUGCCGUGGUUCAGAGCCGUCAGCUCACCGCUACCGGCCAAUACUACGGGGGUAUGUACGACCACACCGCAGGCAACUUGAACCAUCCGCCCGCAAUGGCGCCUCCCGACGCCCAUCCGUUCCCCCCUGCACAGCAAGCUAUGUAUCACGACUUGCUGGCUGCUCUUGAGGCGCCGGUCCCUGCGCCGAGCACUGGCGCGUUGCCAAGAGGCCCAAUGUUCCAGGCGGAGCUCGCGGCCGAGGUCCCCGGUGGUGCCGCUAACUUCGGUCAGGCGAUUGACACGGGCGACUUUCUGGUCGGUCUUGAGGAGUCGAUUGUUGAGGGAGCUGUACUCCAGGGCGCAUUAGCGGCACAGGUCAAUAUUGGAGAGGAGAAUGAGCGUGCAUUCGCCAUGAUAUGCGGGCUAUUGCCUGACGAAGGCUCGUUCCACCCAACUGAAGGUCCACUGGGUGACUCGUUGGUGGGCAUGCCGCAUGGCGUCGUGCGUACCAAUACACGCAAAACUACUCGCGGGCAUGUGCGCUCCCGUGCGCCAUACCCUCCAUCUCGGGUCGCCGCUCCUAGCACAGACCCGAGUGCAUCGAACUUUACAUCAAUCACCAACAUCGUCCUGGGAGGUAUCCAGGACAACAUCAACGACGGAGUACAGCCGUCGCACCACGGCGCGGCGCAGGCAGUGGCUGGACCGGCUACGAACCCAGCAGCGCCCGCGAACAAGGUAGCGGGAUGGAAGCUCGCACGCUCGUACUGGGGCCUCAAGGAGUUUCUCGACCACUUGACGCCUGCACAGCACGCCUAUAUGUGCGCCCGGGUUAAGGAGGACCUGAAGAGGAAGGGAGGAGGAUGGCCAUGCGGCUGGGUCGACAACGACGGUGCUCCCUGCACGGAGAAGACCAUUUUCCAGGACCAUAAGGGGCGCGACCGGCACAUUUACGAUGUCCACCACCACCACGAAGUACGCGUGGGCGACGAGACCUUCACACGGCCGCUCCCAGGCGUCGUCGAAGGUGGCCGAUACUGCCGCUUCUGCCCUGAGUACAUCUCGCGCCUUGACGGCGGGCACAACGCCCUGCGCCACGAAUGGUCGUGCAAUGGGAACCCGGACCGCGGUCCCGUGGGCUCAAAGUUCCCGGGGAAGAGAAAGGUGAAGAUCCUGCAGACAAUGCAGCGCUUGAGCACCUUUGACGAAGCUAUGCGUCUUAUGGCGGCUCGCAUGCGACGGAUAUGGGGGGAAGGCAGCUAG
Peniophora sp. CBMAI 1063 is the source of this 1800-nucleotide messenger RNA. NCBI's taxonomy places the organism in Eukaryota, Fungi, Basidiomycota, Agaricomycetes, Russulales, Peniophoraceae. The record is from the annotation of a GenBank genome assembly.